AUUUACCUCAAAUAUGCCUGAUAACUUUUUAGCAGUAAAAGAAGUGUAUACAUGUCUAUUGGCAUGUAAUUGCCAAGAACACUUGAGAAAAGUUACAUUCCACUAAGAGUUGUUCGCACUUCAAAUGGAUUAUCUUGCAACUUAGUGGAGAACUAAGUUCAUCUUGCCAUUUCCCUCUUUGUCACCAAAUGGUAAAAGAGGAAAGGAAGUUGAGAGUUCAUGAGAGCUGCAGAAUGCUAGGGUUUGAAGAAUUCAAGAGGGUUCCUAACUCUUCAAUACAAUUUACCAAUCUUGUGAAAAAGGCCUGUAGCAACACAAAGGAAGUAAAGUGAUUUGCAUGCUUUAUGUACAAGGUAACAGUAUCCAUAUUGCUUCCUUGGAUCAAGAAAGAAAAAAUGAUGUGCCACACUGGAGAAAUCCUAAUCAUAACAUCGAACACUUAAAUAAUUUCCAUUAAAGAUGCCCAAAUAAUGACGGGCAAUAUUGGUGACAACUAAUCCUGGAUGAAGUGAAUUUGCAAUUAUAUCUACUCCCUCUUCUUGCUCAAAGAAAAAAACAUCAUGCACAUUUUACAUAGCAUUUUCAAACUACCACAGUGAAGACAGAGAAAGAGCAUAACUGUGACAGAAAUAACAUUAUGUAUAUUUUCACAAGUACAAAAACAUCUAAAUUUGAUGUUGUCAACAGUACAGUUGAAGUACAGCAAGACCAUUUAAAAGGGACAUCCCCAUUCAAAGGGAAUUUACCUGUAAGUGUACAAAUUAUGUAAAUAAAAGCAUAGCAAAACCUAAAAGGUCACAUGUAAUAAAACUAAUGUUAGAUUAGCAUCAUUGUGAUCUCUAUUGACAAAGGUGAAUCACACUCUUAAGUUACAUAAAAACAUAAGCUGAUGAGAACUCCAUAAAAUAAUAAACAUCUAAGGAGGUCCACCUCAGAAAGUACAAUCUUUGCAGCAUAAAAUCUUACUGCU
Rubroshorea leprosula is the source of this 970-nucleotide messenger RNA. NCBI's taxonomy places the organism in Eukaryota, Viridiplantae, Streptophyta, Magnoliopsida, Malvales, Dipterocarpaceae. The record is from the annotation of a GenBank genome assembly.